AUGCCGGUGCCGGUGCCGCCGCCGUCUCCAGCAGCGAUGACGGCCGACAUGCAUGACGUGCCACCGCCUCCUCCGGUAUCGACAACGCCCCCUCCAGCAGAGACAACCUCGAGCUCACAGGAAGCCCACUCCAACUCCACCUCCAACUCCGGGCCGGGUAACUGCCCGGUGUGCUUCGAGCCAUUACAUGGCGGUAGCAACAUCAUGGCGGCUUACGCGUGUAGCCACGUGUACCACACGCCGUGCAUUGAGCCGUGGCUCCACCAAGGAGGCCCUUGUCGCGUGUGUCAGUGCCCUCUCAACUCUACCUUCACCUCUAGCCACGUCCCCAUCUCCACUUCCAACUCCAACCCCACCUCUACCCCCAUCCCCACCUUCAACUCCAACUCUCGUGCUAACGCGCCACCACUUCCUCGAGUAGCAACAACGCACUCCCGCAGAGACGUGCCACCGCUUCCUCGAGCAGCCACGACGUCCUCCUGCACAGACAUGCCAUCGCCUCUCCUAGAAGCAACAUCGUCCUCCCAGAUAGACAUGCCACCGCCUUCUCGAGCAGCGCAGCCCCGCCGCCCACAAGGAGCCAACUCUAACACCGCCACCAACUCCGGCCUCGGUAACUGCCCAAUGUGCCACGAGCCAUUACAUGGGCGUACUAACGUCAUGGCGGCGCAUGCUUGCGCCCACGUGUUCCAUGCGUCUUGCAUUGAGCCAUGGCUACACAACCGAGGGUCCUGCCCCAUAUGCCAGUGCACCGCCAACCCCACCUCUGAUUCCACCUCCACCCCCAGCUCUAACCCCACCUCUACCUCCACCCCUAGCUCUAACUCCACAUCUAGCCCAAUCGACGAUUGUCCGGUGUGCCUCGAGUCCUUGCUCGUUGUCGGUGGUGACGUCAGGGCGGCUCAUGCGUGCGGCCAUGUGUUCCACUCGCGCUGCAUUGAGCCAUGGCUCCACCAACAGGGUUCGUGUCCCGUGUGCCGAUGCACUGUCAACUCAACCUUCACCUCCACCUCUACCCCCAACACCACCUCUACCUCUAAUUCCAAUUCCAUCCCUAUCUCCACCAUCACCUCCAAUGCCAUUGGCAAUUGCCAGGUGUGCCUUGAGCCCUUGCAUGCUGAUAGUGGCGACAUCAGAGCAGCUCACGUGUGCGGCCAUGUGUUCCACUCGCGAUGCAUUAAGCUAUGGGUACGCCAAUGGGGAUCAUGCCCCGUGUGCCGGUGCACUGUUGUCUUCAACUCCAACUCCGGCGGCGAAUGUCCAAUGUGCCUCGAGCCCUUACUCGUUGGUGGUGGCGACGUGAGGGUGGCGCACGUGUGUGGCCACAUGUUCCACUCGCACUGCAUCGAGCGGUGGCUACGCCACCGCAACUCCUGUCCCGUGUGCCGUUGA
Triticum dicoccoides is the source of this 1392-nucleotide messenger RNA. RefSeq lists its product as uncharacterized. Bases 1 to 1392 code for a protein of 463 amino acids. The transcript has a single exon. The record is from RefSeq and is a predicted model, not a curated record. NCBI's taxonomy places the organism in Eukaryota, Viridiplantae, Streptophyta, Magnoliopsida, Poales, Poaceae. Gene Ontology annotation, biological process: protein ubiquitination. Gene Ontology annotation, molecular function: ubiquitin protein ligase activity. Gene Ontology annotation, cellular component: cytoplasm.